This is a messenger RNA of Vanessa tameamea, 4937 nucleotides long. RefSeq lists its product as uncharacterized. The record is from RefSeq and is a predicted model, not a curated record. Lineage: Eukaryota; Metazoa; Arthropoda; Insecta; Lepidoptera; Nymphalidae. Gene Ontology annotation, biological process: regulation of transcription by RNA polymerase II. Bases 238 to 2058 code for a protein of 606 amino acids. Gene Ontology annotation, molecular function: transcription cis-regulatory region binding; DNA-binding transcription factor activity, RNA polymerase II-specific. The transcript is spliced from 9 exons.
UUAUUAAAAUUAUGAAAAACUAUUAUUUAUUAAAAAAGAAGCUAAACAAAUGUGACGUCAGUCUUUAACUUAUUUUCAACCAAUCGCGUCAUUUGUUAGAGUGUCACGUGGGUCAAGUCCACCAAUAGAAAACCAAACCAUUCUUUGUGUACCUUUUCAUAUAAUAGCAAAACAGAAUACAUAGUCUAUGGAGUGAGUGGUGUUAUAUUUGUCAAUUUCAUGACGCUAAAAACGUAAAUGUGUGAAAUUCAGGAUUAUUCUAUUGAGCAUAAGGAUAUUUAUUGGAAUAAAUAUUCGGCGUGCUUAGACAUGGAUUUAUACAUAACCGAUUCACUCCAGGACAUGCUGGACAUGGACAUCAAAAAUGAAAUAGCAACAGACUUAAGCAGCAUAACCGAUUUUUCGGAUUCGCUGGGAUUGAAUUUUUCAGAAAUGCCCCCAUUAUUAGACAUGGAUACAGAUAAUUCUGUAACGUGGCUAAACAACUCUUCUUCGAGUUUUGUACAUAAUCUCGAUUUAUACGGCUCUGAAGCGAAUGCUGUUAUGGUAAAUCCAAAUUCAGUUAUGCCAUCCACGUUCGCGGAAACACCAGUUAAGAGCGUCGUUAAAGAGGAAGCAUCAAAUCUAUUGCUAACUUCAGUUGUUAAUAAUGAUCUUAAUAAUAGUACAUCACUAUCAAGUCCCAAAGAAGAAAAAAGUCAUUUGACUUUCUCCCCGAAUGCCAUUAAAGUAUCAAAAGUACAGGAAUCGAAUGAACCCAUUUCCAAGAAACCUAUAGAGGAAGCGACGCAGAUGGUUAUCUAUUUAAGAAAACAAAACAAUGGUGUAGUAAAAGAUCUGUUAAAAGAUUUAGAUACGAGUAAAACAAAAAUCAAUAGUAUACCUACGAUAACACCCACAGUUCGAAUUAAAACGAGUCAGUCCGAAGUAUUGAAAAUGAACAAUAAGAAUUGUUCCAUUUUAACUAGUAGUCAAAAAAUAACUCAUUCAUUAGGAACUAAAACUAUUAUAUCUGGUAAUAUACACAUAUUGGACGCUCAACAAUCUAGAACAAUUUUAGCUAAUGGCAACAAAAAUCAGGCGACGAUAUUGAUUGAUAAUUCAUCAUUAAAUCAUAGUAGACAAAUAAUUAAAACUGCAGUCAGCGGUGCAUUCACCGUGGACACGAGCCAAGCUAAAUAUGUAAAUAACACUAGUAAAACAGUAGCGGGAGAAUUUCCAAAGCCGGCUUAUUCGUAUUCAUGUUUAAUUGCAAUGGCGCUAAAGAAUUCCAGAACAGGAAGUCUACCGGUUUCUGAAAUAUAUAAUUUUAUGUGUCAACAUUUUCCCUACUUCAAAACUGCACCAAAUGGAUGGAAGAAUUCUGUCCGACAUAAUCUUAGUUUAAAUAAGUGUUUCGAAAAAAUAGAAAAACCAUCAACAAAUGGAAGUCAAAGAAAAGGUUGUUUAUGGGCAAUGAAUCCUUCAAAAGUCGGUAAAAUGGACGAGGAGGUUCAAAAAUGGUCAAGGAAAGACCCACAAGCUAUCAAGAAAGCGAUGAUCUAUCCAGAGAGCUUAGAGGCAUUAGAGCGAGGUGAAAUGAAGUACAGCGGCUUCGGCAGCGACAACGAAGUCGACGACGACGGAGAUGCAGACGUAGACCCGGAGCUCGACGACUUCGAGAUCGACCCCGAGGUCAAAGAGGAGCCCGAAGACGACGAGACCGUCAUUGAACAGGAGGUGUCGGACCAGGAGCUGGAGGUGGAAGAGGUUGUGGAAGGCACGGGGAUGGUGGGCGGCACCUACCGGCUGCUGGCCGCCGGACCCUCACUCGCCUCAUACGUCGCCGACGUGGACUCCGCAGAGGACGUCAGCGACAUAGAGGUAUUGGACCAGUCCUACGAAGAGAUCGAUAUCGAUGUAACGAAACCUGUCAAACUAGAUCUAUCCGUUUCGGAAAAUUAUACCAUUCAUACAGCGAAAAGGGCGAAGACCAGCUUCAUAUACCAACCAGUCACAACACAAACUCACACGAGCAGACGAAAGACACCACUCGUGAACAGAGUAGCGCUAGUUUAAGAAAACUUUAAAAUAUUACCCAAACUUUUAGUUUCGACGUACUUUGAUUAAUUAAAACAAUGUGAUUACAAAAACACAGGAUAAAACGAGUGUUAUCCAUAUAUAGUUCCAAUAUUAUUUUAAAACGAAAUAAAUUUAAGUGUAAUAUUAGUAGUGUGUAUUCGUGUUUUGUCUGUGAACAUUAAUUCCUCGUGAUAGUCUGUACCAGAUAAGUGUAUUUACGUUUUACGAAGAUGGAACACUCGUUACAUAUCGUACACUGUAAAAUAUAGUUUUAGUUAAUAAGUUAAACGGAUAUGCGAUGGUGUUAACCUCAUUGUUUGUCUUUAAAAAGUCUCGAAAUCAUUGAAUAGAUUCUAUUAAUAAGCUUAUAAAUAAUAAGUGGUUUCUAGACCAUACACUCUCAGUACAAAACAUGUGUUUUGCUACUCUGGUGAUAUGUUUUGUAUAGGUAUUUAGAUGUAAUGUUUGAAAUAUACCAAAACUAUUACCAUAGUAGCAAAAAUCAUAGCGGGUAUAUUAAUAAAGCUCCCACCGCUUGUACAUAUUUAUUUUACUGUGUGCAUUUUAUAUGUUGACGCUGGCAGCUUGUUCUCUCUUACAAAUUAAUUCUGAGCCCGUAUGUUGUAUUCGUUCCAUUGAAUGUAUUCAUGCUUUAUUUUCGAAGCGUGAGUAGAUUUGAAGAUCUUAUAAAUGUAUCGAAAAGGGUUUGUCAUAUUCAAACAAGCUAAGAAAUUAGUUUUAAUAUACAAUAUCAUAAUAUUAAUUGUGUUACGGUUAAGUAUAUUUUUUGUAAUAAAUUUUGUAAGGGCUCAGAAUUUAUUUGUUCAAAUAUCUUUUUUCGAGUUUAGAAAACUGAUUUUUUUUUCAAUGUGGAUUUAAGAUAUUUACAUUAUUUCUUUGAGAUUAUGUAAAUAUUUGCUUAAGAAACAGGGACGUGCAAACGAUUUUGUGUAUACGGCAAACGAAAGCGAGAAUUAGAUUAAAUACAAUUUUAAAUAGAUUUAGUAACAAAUUAGUUAUUUGGACAUUAAAUGAAACAAAUUAACCAAUAAAUUGUAAUCUUUUUUAACUCUUGACAAUUCGAUUCAAUUUAACUUUAACAUAUGUAUGUGUAUAUAUGUAUAUACACACAUAUAAAUAGUAUAGUUAAUAAAUGAUACCGAAACUUAAACAUUACUUAUCCAUAUGUAUAGUAUGCACGUCACUGUUUAUGUUCUAGUAUGAAAAAAUAUUACAAUCUAUCUUUGUUAAUUUUGUUAUUGAAUUUAUUUAUCAGUACACAACAGUGACGACAAUUUCAUAAAUUCUAUAAUGAUAAUUUAACGAUUAAGGAAACAUUAAAUAUAGAAUGACUUUUUUUUUUUAAAUAAGUAUAAAAUUAUCAAAUAAUAUACCAAAACAAAAUGUCUUAUAAAUUAUGGUAUAUUUUUAUUUUUAAUCUUAGUAUUUCGGUAAAUAACUUUCGAUUUCCUUUAAGUGUAAUAUUAAAUUUGUCUGCGAGUGCGGCAUUUUGUUGUUCACUAUAUAAUUGCGAAUGUUAAUACUUACUUUAAGGAUUGUCAACUUCGAUGUUUAGGAUAAAAAAGAGGUAAUGUGUAGUAGAUUUGGUUGUGACUUGUUUCGUCUAAAGUAAGAUACUCGGUACGUAGAGAGCAUGAACGUUAGUAUAAGUCAAAGCACAUUGUAGAUUUAUAAAAAGUAAAGUUGCCAAUGGUUAUUUACAAUAAUGUGGUGCGAUAGAAAAUAUAAAUAGUCGAAAUGUCACUCUUUAAUGAAUCUACAUCGUGCAUUGUCUACUAGAAAUAUUUAUUAUGUAUUUUAUGCAGGCACAUGUUACGUCCUUUACUAUAAAUGCACCGUAAUUGCACUUGUAUCGAUUUCAACGAUAAAUCAAUUUGUACCUUUAUAUAUAAUAAAUUAACGAAUCCUAAGGAGUUUAUAGUUUAGAAAUCUCUUAAAAUAAAAAAUCAUUUAGAUUAGUUAAAACUGUGAUAUGAGAUUUGCUAUUUUAUCACACAAAUUACAUGAUGAAAUUAUAGUACAGGGACCAUGUAUUGUCCCUUUUCCGGGUAAGAACUUAAAUAAUGAUGCAAUACACGUGUCUUUACAUUUCAAUUAUAUUAUGAUAAACUAUGGGCCUCUAGUGUAAUUACGCAUUUAAACAAAUUUAUAAUACUACUUGUAUGGAUAGGACGUAAUCGUGUGUGCUCAUAAUUAGAUACAAUCAGUCAUCAGGUCUUGGAGUAAUAGACUAUUGUCUAUAGAAAAGUUUAUAGCGAUUGGUAUGAAUAGUAGUAAUUGGAGCCUGAUAGUGCAAGUAGUGCGGUAUUCUCGCAAGCCUGUAGUACGAGUGGUUUAUUGAAGUUGAAUGUAGAUUGAAUUUAUAUAGACUUAUAUGUAAAAAAUAAAAAUUUGUACUUUAUAUAAGUACACAAUUUCAACUUUUUACACAUCGGAAAAAAAUAAUCGAUGUUGAUUAAGAUUUGUUUGAUAUUACAGUGUGCAAUUUUGUAAAUACUUUCCUCUAUCUUAGGAUCUACUUAGAAAUCUUGCUUAUAAUUUACUAACGCUUUAAUAUGAAAUUAAGUUCUAAGAUGUCAUUUUUAAAUAAUAAUAGUGAAAUUGAUCUUUAUACAUUUUGCAAUAAACAUUUGUAACAAUUAUUGGCCAUAAUGCUCACAAUAGCCGAGUAGUUGUAAUUGAUGUGUAUCAUAAAACAAGAAAUGUAUUUUUCCACUGCCAGUAUUUCAACAUCCAUAUUAAACUUAAGAUUUUAGAAGAUAAGGGUAGAGGUAGUUUAGUUUAAUAGCAAUAGAUUAAGCCAGCUAAGUUGAAUGAUUUUUAAUAAUUUUUUGGUAAUAAAAAAGAAAUGAGUA